AUGUUCGCCGCCUCCGCCUCUUCGCUGCAACAUGUCCGCCAGCCCGUCACCGCGGUUCUACUUCCCGGGACCGGUGCUUCAGGGGAGCAAUACAAUCCGACGGCGAAGAUUAAACCAUCUUUCCAAAAGGCGGCGGAUUGUAGAAAUUCAGCCAUUUCCCCCAAAUUCUCCUACUCUGUUCAUUGUCUGAAUCUUCCGAGGAAUUCGGUAAAGGUACGGGCGGGUAGAAGGAGGAGAAUGAUCCACGAGAAGACGGACACGUACGUGUUUCUGGAGCCAGGGGAGGAUGAAACAUUUGUUAGCGAAGAAGAGCUCAAGGAGAAAUUAAAGAGCUAUUUGGAGAACUGGCCGGCCAAGAGCUUGCCGCCGGAUCUGGCGAGGUUCGAGGCCAUUGACGAUGCUGUUUCGUUCUUGGUGGGUUCGGCAUGCGAGCUUCAGAUCGAUGGGGACGUUGGCUCACUCCAGUGGUAUCAAGUUCGUUUGGAGUGAUUGAACUGAAGGAGGUUGAAUUGAGGUUGGAGCAUGUCAUUUUUUUCCUGCGUGUGCACGUAUUUUGCAGGUAAAUUAGACGCCUGAAUACAAUUACCCUUAACAGCAAAGUUUAUCGAUAACUACUUCAUUCUAAAAAUUUUAUCGGACGUUUUGCUAACUUUAUCAAUGAUCAUUUUUGUAUCUUCGUC
Molecule: messenger RNA, 680 nt
Organism: Linum tenue
Lineage: Eukaryota; Viridiplantae; Streptophyta; Magnoliopsida; Malpighiales; Linaceae
Source: the annotation of a GenBank genome assembly